UCGCCUCUCUGUUCCAGUGUGUUUACUACACUGCCGAGCAUAAGGGAGACGCUCGUCUUCACAUGCACUGAACCCACUGAGAAAAACAGUUUCUAGUUGUAUUGGUCAGAAAACCUCCACGAGCUCAACAUGCCCAAGAGAAAGACAGCAGUAAAAGAUGGAGGAGAAAGGGAGGAGCCCAAGAGGAGAUCAGCUCGGUUAUCAUCGAAACCGAGCCCAACCAAGCCGGAACCAAAGGCCAAGAAGGCAGCAGCAAAGAAAGAAAAGGCUGUGAACGACAAGAAGGAGGACAAGAAGACCAAGAAGGCGAAGGAGAACGCAGAGGCCGAGGCCAACGAGGAAAACCACUCUGAGAACGGAGAGGCCAAGACCAACGAGGUGGAGGCAGCCCCCGAGGAGGCCAAGGAGGAGGCCAAGUCCGAGUAGCACCACUGCCCAAGCUUCCUCCUCCUCUACAAUCCCCCCACCCCCUCUUCCCCCCCUUGCCCACCCUGAACCCCCAGCCAACCAGCCAGCCCCCUUCCAAGUCUCUCACAUGGUUUCCCUCCAAGGCGUAUUGUUAACAGAGGAAUAUUUUUAUCAAUGAUUUUAUAAGUAUCCGUACAGAUUUUUAGCACAAAAAGCAAAGCUGAUUAUGCAGUGGUCAUAUCAAGUGUCUGCAAGCAAGAUGAACACACUAAAAUCUUUUUUAAAUGGCAUUUCAUGAUUGUUGAAGGCUUGUUUGGUGUAGAAAGGUGCGUCCCCGCCGGAUUGGUUAUGUCGUGAGUUGUGUACUCCUGUGUUUUUCCUCCUCGCUCCCCAUCUUCCCCACCCCCCCUCCUCUCGCCUCUUCUUCCUCCGCAGAUUAGACCUCCCCCCCCCCCCCCCCCCCCCCCCGCCCCUACAGUUCAGCCUUUAUCCAUGUUAUAUUAACGGUUCAGCCAUGUUAAUGUGGGUGAUUCUUUUAGACCUCUAAAUGUGCAGUGAGUUCCCUUAUGCUUCUGUCUCUUUGUUUUUGUUUUUUUUCUUUCAUUGAAGUUGUGUUUUAAAAAAAAGAAGGAAAAAAAAGUGUGUUGUCCAUAAGAAAGAGGAAGACGAACAUGUGAAACAUUCCGGGAACAGCGAUUGCCUCCGACCCGUCUCCUAGACGACCCUGCGUGUGAAACAGCUCCCGCUCCAUCCGCGCUGUCACGUCAGCUUUUCUAAACACUGGUUUUUUUAAACAAUCGAAUUUGGAAACCCUCUCUGACAAAUUGCAGGUGUCUGGUCCCUCUCUUAUGUUCUGAAAUUCUCUUAAUAAAAACAAGUCCUGGGAAUUUUCCUCGAUA
Molecule: messenger RNA, 1307 nt
Organism: Cyclopterus lumpus (lumpfish)
Lineage: Eukaryota; Metazoa; Chordata; Actinopteri; Perciformes; Cyclopteridae
Gene: hmgn7
Product: high mobility group nucleosomal binding domain 7
Exons: 6
Coding region: 130-426 (98 amino acids)
Biological process (GO): chromatin organization
Cellular component (GO): chromatin; nucleus
Molecular function (GO): nucleosomal DNA binding
Source: RefSeq, a predicted model, not a curated record